Messenger RNA from Vigna angularis (adzuki bean), 1366 nucleotides. RefSeq names its product protein ANTHESIS POMOTING FACTOR 1. The transcript has 10 exons. The record is from RefSeq and is a predicted model, not a curated record. Gene Ontology annotation, molecular function: chromatin binding; protein binding. Lineage: Eukaryota; Viridiplantae; Streptophyta; Magnoliopsida; Fabales; Fabaceae. Bases 118 to 1254 code for a protein of 378 amino acids. Gene Ontology annotation, cellular component: Set1C/COMPASS complex.
UAGUGGAGGAAUAUCCCAACCUGUCCCACCACCAGUUAAAGAACUGUGAAAAAGAGACGACGGAUUGUUCUGCCGUGUUACUGCCCUUUCACACUGUUGAUACUUUGCUCGGCGAAGAUGACGUCGUCGCUUACGGAGCUUGACGAUGAUUUGGUUCGCUGCAUGUCCAUAGGAGCCGUCUUCUCCGAAUUCGGUGGGAAGAUACAUUCCAUUGAUUUCCAUCGAAAGGAUGAUUUACUUGUCACGGCAAGUGAGGAUGACUCAGUUCGACUUUAUGACAUCGCUAAUGCCAAGUUGCUGAAGACUACUUCUCAUAAGAAACAUGGUACAGAUAGGAUAUGCUUUACUCAUCAUCCAAGCUCUGUUAUAUGCUCUUCAAAAUACAAUUUGGAGUCUACUGGAGAAUCAUUGCGAUACUUAUCAAUGUAUGAUAACCGAUGCAUAAGAUACUUCAAAGGGCACACACAGAGGGUUGUUUCUCUUUGCAUGUCUCCAAUCAAUGAUAGCUUCAUGUCUGGUUCUCUAGACCACAGUGUCAGGAUAUGGGAUCUUCGAGUAAAUGCUUGCCAGGGCAUCUUACGUCUACGUGGUAGACCUGCUGUGGCAUAUGACCAACAAGGCCUUGUCUUUGCUGUAGCAAUGGAAGGGGGGGCUAUUAAAUUAUUCGAUUCUCGUUCUUAUGACAAGGGUCCAUUUGACACCUUUCUAGUUGGUGGUGACACAGCUGAAGUUUGUGAUAUCAAAUUCAGUAAUGAUGGCAAAUCAAUGCUUUUAACUACUACUAAUAACAAUAUUUAUAUUCUUGAUGCAUAUGGAGGAGAAAAGCGUUGUGGGUUUAGUUUGGAAGCAUCUCCUGGUACUCCUAUAGAGGCUACUUUUACCCCAGAUGGGAAAUACAUGGUGGCAGGCUCAGGAGGUGGAACCAUGCAUGCUUGGAGUAUUCAGACGAAGAAUGAGGUUAAGAACGGGUUCAAAUUCCAACCCACUAAAAGUCGUAGGGUUGUCUAUCCUUGCUCACGUACACACACGAGACUAACGUUGAGGUCCUGCCACCGCGCCAGAUACGUUGAUGACAUAAGAGUCGUCGCCGUGAGUAGCCACCGAGGGACGCAUUGUUGUCGCAAUGUCUUUCGGCUUCUUCUCGCUCAUCACUGGAGGAAUUGCACCGCUAGGCAGCGAGAGGGGUCACCGCGAGAGGCGCCGUCGCGAGAGUCGCUACAGCAAGAGAGCCGUGAGAGGUGCCACAACGAGUAGCAUCUCUACCAAUGAAUGCUACGAUUCGGGGCGAUUCAUGCAAUUUGGAGAUCGAAUCGUACUAUACGAACACGAUACAGGAGCCAAAACGAGUCUUCAAGCGAUUCGUAUC